This is a messenger RNA of Aptenodytes forsteri (emperor penguin), 4641 nucleotides long. It is a transcript of the gene CD99L2, whose product is annotated as CD99 molecule like 2. The record is from RefSeq and is a predicted model, not a curated record. NCBI's taxonomy places the organism in Eukaryota, Metazoa, Chordata, Aves, Sphenisciformes, Spheniscidae. The transcript has 11 exons. Bases 1 to 780 code for a protein of 259 amino acids.
AUGAAUUGGCAGUUUACUUUGUGCGGAGCAAGUACAACCAGUGCUGAUUCUUUGUCUCCAGGUCAUGGCGACAACCCAGAUGACUUCAGCCUAGAAGAUGCCCUGUAUGACCUCAGCACCAAGCGACCCACUCCCAAGGGCCCCAGAAAGCCGGCAGGUGGGACAGGCUUUGAUUUGGCUGAUUACUUUGACACCCCUCUGGAGACUACCACCAAACCAGCCAAGCCGACUCCGAAGCCCUUCCCUAGGCCAGGGAAGCCAGACAACAGCUUUUGGGAUGUCAUCCGCACCACCAAGCAGCCAAAAACUACAAGGGCCCCUCCCAAGCAUAACCCAGCAAAGAAUCCUAUGGAUUUUGACUUGGCUGAUGCCCUUGAUGAUAAGAACGAUGGGAAAGAUGGUGGGAGGCCGGACAUAAGGCCAGGUGAAGCCAUUUCAGACGACGACCUGGCCGGCAUCGUGGAUGGCGGUUACAGCCCGGAUAAGAAGAAAGGUGCCGGGGGUAGCACUGACAGUGACUAUGGCGGAGGCAGAGUGGCAGAGACGGGGACGAUCGCCGGUAUCGCCAGCGCCCUGGCCAUGGCGCUCAUCGGGGCCGUCUCCAGCUACAUCUCCUACCAGCAGAAGAAGUUCUGCUUCAGCAUCCAGCAGGGACUUAACGCGGAAUAUGUGAAAGGAGAAAACAUGGAAGCUGUCGUAAGCGAGGAACCCCAAGUUAAAUAUUCAGUACUGGAAACACAGUCAGCAGAACCACCAAAACAACACAGUGCGAAGAUGUAAAGCUUGACCUGGGGCUAGAAAAGAAUCACUCAGCAGCAAAUGGAGAUCUUACAUGCUUGUAAUUUAGCUUUUUAUUUAAUUUGAUUCCAAAGCUAUUUAAUGUGUACUUAGGCUUGAACUGGCUUCUUAUUGCUCUAGGCUUUAGGGUUAGAGUGGUAGUAUGUGUUCAUUUUUUGUAAAGAGAUAUAUGCUUACAUCGAGGUAAUACUGUAGGUUUGAUGUCCAGUUGUAUGCAAACCAACAGAAGGUGCUUCAGUAGCAGUCAAUUUUCAAUUAAGGGACAAGGUCUUUUUCAAGGAGCAGAAGAACUUACAGGUAUGAGGACAGCAAAGUGCCUGUAAGUAGCAAUCCAAAGCAAACCAUUCAACGCCCUUUGUAAAGCACCUCCAGCCAACUUCUGCCAUCAGCUAUGGGCCUGUCACUUCCAACGGCGGUGGUGAAAACUGCACAUUUCCUGAGGGUAGACUGCGGUCCUUAGCAUAGCUACACCUAAAAAUAAAGUGCCUAUGGGUAGGUCCCCAGGUGGGGCCUCGGGCUGAGGCAGGUGACUCCCUGCUCCGAAGCCAGGAGUUGAGGAUGCUUCACCACCACACAGCGCUGCGCUUCUAACCGCAUAAAAGGACCUGCUUUUCACACCGAGUCAUAAAUACAGGUAAUAGCAGCGUGUGCAAUGUUCACUUUUAGCAAAUACCAUUUGAAUGCUUGACUAUGCUAGAGAUCAGAAUGGAGCUGAAGCUGCCAAGCGAUACAGUUUGUCUGUGUGACAUGAGAUACCUACAUUGUCACUGAAACGAAAACUGUGUGUUUGGAUGCUUCCAAGGACAGGUUCAGAUCUCAUUCACACUAGAACAAAUUACAGAUUUAACCCAACAGAAAAUAAACAAAGUAGGUAUCCCUUAAGACCUGUAACACUCACUGCCACAAGAGAAGUCAAGCUUAGCAAGAUGCAGUCCCCACACCUUCUCCUCCAGUCAUUAACACAACUGUUGAGAGCACUCCCUGGCACCAGAAAAAGGAGAUACAGCUUCAUCCUUUGUGUCACCGACUAACCUUUAAAAAGGUUAAUCUCCUGAGAGAUUAACUGAAUCUCCUGAGAGGAUGGGUCCUCCAUCACCAUCCUGCAUGGGGUUCCUGCAGCUUUCUGGGAAGCUUCGGGCUGCGAGUGGUGCUCAGAAGGACACUGGGCUACCACCACGACAGCACCCUGAUCCCACGCGGGUGCUCAUGCAACCGUCUUCAAUGUUGUACCAGUGCCAACACCUGACCUUCACUAUGUUGCAAGAAUUUGUGUUUAUAUUUCUAAUCCCUCCCCAACCCUUUUUUAUGGCUACUAAAAUGUGAAUACUACCACUUUCUGAUACAUUUAUUCAAAUGAAUGAUGACUUAAAACGCAUGCUCUCAAGUGAAGGAAAAUUCACAUUACGUGGUAUAAGAGACACUCACUAUUUAUAUAUAAACCUGAAAUGUGUGCAUUUUGUACUGUUUCGCAAAUCCCAUAUUUUGUGAAUGUAUAUUAAAAAAAAGCCUUUUCAGUUUGAUGUACAAAUUCACAGCUUUCAGGUAGGCAUGACUUAGAGAAGGCCUUGCCAGGAGGCGAAUCAGCCUAGGAGCAUUGCUGCCUAACAGCUCCAUUUGAAAGGAAAUUGCCUAGUAACAUGGUUAAGUGUUUUGCAAUAGCUGCACAAUUCUUUAUGCUCUUUUUAACACUUGCAUUUUUAAAGCCUUACACUAGCUCUAGCAGAACAGCUACAGUGUUUUAUAAGGGAGACAAGUUCUAGGGAUAUACGGUGCCUCACGUGUAUUCAGAACACUUAGGCUACACUACUGCUACGAACUACUGCUGCUUUGUUUUAUGAAUGUGUUUGGGUUAGAAAAUAAAAAUAUUUAUUUAUUGGCUCUCAGAGAGUGGAAGCAGAGGAAGUAGAGAUGGGAUGCACUCUGUGUUUGCUUACUCCCAGAGGCGGCUUUUCAUGGAGGAAGCGUGGUCUGCAGGAUUCGGAUCGUCACGUGCAGCAGCUCAGACGCCGAUGCAGCCACGCAGCUGAGUUUGUGUACCUCCAUUCCCAAACACCGUCGCCUGUUUUUCUUACUUAGCCAAACACAUUUGAAAGCUGUAGCAUGAAAAAUGUUUUUAGAAAGUUCUUUAGAUGAAGUGUUAUGACACGGCAUUGAUGGUAACGAGGAGCCGUUUUCCUAGCUUAGAUCAAGUGACCGUAAUUCCCUUUCUCCUUUUGCUGAUGACCAUGUUUUCUGUAGAUGCAGAUCAUCGGGUUUAUUGCAUUUCUGUCACCGUGCGCUCCCCGUUUGUCUAGUGGACAGUGCAAUGGAGUGUCCAGCACUGCCUAAAGAAUAUAGCGCCUACCCCUCCUUUGGGAAACUCUUACACUAGAACAUAUGAGAAACACGUGUCUAAUUCAUGAAUACUGCAGUUUAAAAAAAAAAAGGCAAAAAAAGCUGUUUCACUGAAAAAAAACCCCAGUUUUUAGAACUCACAAGUUGCUCCUUUCCCCAAGGCCCUUUCUAUGACUUUGGUGAAUACUUAUGCCUUAGUGUUAUUUGUAGGUAUGUGGAAAACCGUAAAUGCACAGUGAAAGGGAGUACUUCUUCAAAAAUUUACAGUAACAGAAUUCAAGAUCUCUUUCUGUAGGAUUUCACAUAGGAAAAUAUUGACAAAUACCAUAGUAAAGAAAUUAAACUUGGUCUUCUCUUCAGAACUGGACAAGAGUCAAAGUCUUAAUGUGCGAAAUACCUGUAAAGGCUCAAAUUACUUUUUUAUUGCAGUCUGUCUCCUUCUCCAUCUGAACUCUCAGACCAGUCUCUGAGAAAUAAGGAGUUUAUACAUCAUCUAUAUUUUAGGCAUUAUAGCAACUGAGAGGAUUCCUGUGUAUUUUCCUAGUAGCGAUCCAAGUUCUGAAACAACUGACCCAGCUCUGACCUCUCUACUUUCAUUUAAUUAGUAUCUAUUCUCUUUAAAUCUGGAUACGGAAUUUUUAAAAAUCCUGCACUUUGGUGCUGCAUACUGGUACGAACUUUCUCAUCCUUUAUAAAAAAAGGCCAUAAAGCACUGGAAAAAUGGGAUUUUUUUUUUUAUGAGUCCAAAAACUGUAUCUACAGCUGCCCUGAAAGUUUACAUACUACGUGUGCUGCGAGUCCUUUUUCUUUUCACACCUCACUUCUUCAGCUUAACUAAAGCUAUUUUUAAUAAAAUGAUUCAGAAAAGGUUUCUCAAUUACAGAGAAAACAGAAUUGAAAUAAUUGAACUAGCGCUUUUCAUGUUGUUUAUUCUACCAAUUACUUUCAUUUUCCUUUGGUAAUACUGUAGUAGUUCCUUCAUUUGAGAUUUGGCAAUACUGCAGUAGUUUCUUCGGUUUAGAUUCUUCAGUUGAGAAUACUCUGACAUGAAUUUCAGAUAUUUUGGCACUAUAAAUUCAGUUAUUUUCAUGCAACCCCACUAAGGAACUCUCACAAGUGCUAUACUGUCAUUCUUACCUACUCAUUUGUUGUGAUAAAAAUGGAAUUAGUCCAUAAUACCAUUUCAAAUUCUGAAAAAGUAAGACGAGUUGACAGGCUAAGGCUUUAAAAAUUUGCUUCUGCAACAAAGGAGGUUCAGGAACAAAUGAAGUUCAGAAACAAUGGCAUUGUGAAAUUAGAGAAUCCUUUCUUUUGAAUGAAGUCCUUACUUAAAAGCAAGGCAUAUUGUUUGCUGAUGCAGAAGCGAUCUGUACCAAAUGAAGGUUGAAUGUUACGCUGUGAAAAGAUAAGAUUCAUUUUGCUAACGUGCAUGUAAGGAUCAUGGGGGUAAAAAUCAGAAUUUGACUACCAUUGGAAAACACCAAAUAAAACAAGUUGACUACUAAGACA